This is a messenger RNA of Rubroshorea leprosula, 639 nucleotides long. NCBI's taxonomy places the organism in Eukaryota, Viridiplantae, Streptophyta, Magnoliopsida, Malvales, Dipterocarpaceae. The record is from the annotation of a GenBank genome assembly.
AAAUAAAAAUACUUAAUAAAAUAAAAAAGAUCAAAUUAAAUGGUACUAAACUAUAAGGCGGAGGUGCAAAUUUCUCUACUUUCUUGCAGUAGACCUGCAAUGCUGCUUGCUAAGCAGGGCGCGCAGACAAACGAAAACCUAAAAUCGGGCCCGCAAAAAUUGAACUUCACCUCCGUUGCUAUCAGAUUCACAUCCUCUCGACCUCCUCAUCGUAUCGGACUAGGCAGUUCCUUCUUCACUGCUUUGGGGGUUCCCACUUCCCACCUGUAAGGUUAUUUGGAUAGAGUUAUCCAGUAUUGCAUGUCCAUUUGCUUGAUUAUGCUAGUUUAAUUUCUGGGUAAAUGUACAAUUGAUGUUGAGAGGUCAGUCUUUUUCUUUUUCAUCAUUUUGACAACUUUUGAACUUUGAAACUAUUUCUACUUAACUUGAAUAAGAACAUCUUUUAUCUUUUGUCUCAAAAUCUGGUAUGGAUUUCCAUUGUCUCGGGAGAGCUGUUUCUGAAGCUUACAGGGUAUCAGAUAUGUAUUGUCUGCCCCACCCACACCCAACCUGAGUCAUGUCUUUUAAGUACAGUACUCCAUUGUUCUUUUGGUGCUUUUUACUGUUUAUACUUUAUGUCGGACACCACAACUUUUGCUG